AUGCCACGCAGUUCUGGAGCUGGAUACAGCUGCCCCCACAGGGACCCCAACAUGCCAGACAUCAGAGAGGUCCUGCAGGACAGCCGACAGGACACCACUGUGGGGACCACCCAAGAAAACUCAAAAACUGGCUCCCUGACUGAUGGGCAGACACUCUCCAAAGAGUCCCUAAGCCGUGCUCUUGAGCUCUCAGCCCCAGAGAAGGCAAAGGAUGCCCAGGUGAAUGCUGCAGAGGAGGCACUAUGGACGACUCAGGCCGAUGGGCGGGUACGCCUGCGCACAGACCCCAGCUGCCCACAGCUUCCCUACACUGUGCAUCGGAUGUUCUAUGACACCCUGGACAAGUAUGGGGACCUCAGCGCUCUGGGCUUCAAACGCCAGGACAAGUGGGAGCAUAUCUCUUACUCCCAGUACUACCUGCUUGCCCGCAGAGCCGCCAAGAGCUUCCUGAAGCUUGGCCUGGAGCGGGCCCACAGCGUGGCCAUCCUUGGCUUCAACUCCCCAGAGUGGUUCUUCUCUGCGGUGGGAACCGUGUUUGCAGGUGGCAUCGUCACCGGCAUCUACACAACCAGCUCCCCUGAGGCCUGCCAGUACAUUGCUCAUGACUGCCGCGCCAACGUCAUCGUGGUGGACACGCAGAAGCAGCUGGAAAAGAUCUUGAAGAUCUGGAAGCAGUUGCCACAUCUAAAGGCAGUAGUGAUGUAUAAAGAGCCUCCCCCAGAGAAGACAGCCAACGUGUACACGAUGGAAGAAUUCAUGGAGCUGGGGAACGAGGUGCCAGAGGAGAGCCUGGAUGCCAUCAUUAAUGACCAGCAGCCCAACCAGUGCUGUGUGCUGGUGUACACGUCAGGCACCACCGGCCCCCCCAAGGGGGUGAUGCUCAGCCAAGACAAUAUCACGUGGACAGCACGGUACGGCAGCCAGGCUGGCGACAUCCAGCCAGCAGAAGUGCAGCAGGAGGUGGUGGUCAGCUACCUGCCCCUCAGCCACAUCGCUGCCCAGAUCUACGACUUGUGGACCGGCAUCCAGUGGGGGGCCCAGGUCUGCUUUGCUGAGCCUGACGCCCUUAAGGGGACGCUGGUGAACACUCUGCGGGAGGUGGAGCCCACAUCCCACAUGGGGGUGCCACGGGUGUGGGAGAAGAUCAUGGAGCGGAUCCAGGAGGUGGCAGCUCAGUCUGGCUUCAUCCGGCGCAAGAUGCUACUGUGGGCCAUGUCGGUGACCUUGGAGCAGAACCUCACCUGCCCCAGCAGUGACUUGAAGCCCUUCACAACUAGAUUGGCAGAUUACCUGGUGCUAGCCAAGGUCCGCCAGGCACUGGGCUUUGCCAAGUGUCAGAAGAGCUUCUACGGAGCAGCACCCAUGACCGCAGAGACACAGCACUUCUUCCUGGGCCUCAACAUUCGUUUGUAUGCAGGCUAUGGCCUUAGUGAGACCUCAGGCCCCCACUUUAUGUCCAGCCCCUACAACUACCGGCUGUACAGCUCAGGCAAAGUGGUGCCAGGCUGCCGGGUGAAGCUGGUGAACCAGGAUGCAGAGGGCAUUGGGGAGAUCUGCCUGUGGGGCCGCACCAUCUUCAUGGGCUACCUCAACAUGGAGGACAAGACACGUGAGGCCAUCGACGAGGACGGCUGGCUGCACACAGGUGACGCCGGCCACCUGGAUGCUGAUGGCUUCCUCUAUAUCACAGGGCGCCUCAAAGAACUAAUCAUCACAGCCGGUGGGGAGAAUGUGCCCCCUGUGCCCAUCGAGGAGGCUGUGAAAGUGGAGCUGCCCAUCGUCAGCAACGCCAUGCUGAUCGGGGACCAGAGGAAGUUCCUGUCCAUGCUGCUCACUUUGAAGUGCACUCUGGACCCAGAAACCUCUGACCCAACUGACAACCUCACUGAACAAGCUGUGGAGUUCUGCCAGAGGGUGGGCAGCAAAGCGACCACGGUGUCCGAGAUUGUGGGGAAGAGGGAUGACGCUGUGUAUCAGGCCAUUGAAGAGGGGAUCCAGAGGGUCAACAUGAAUGCCGCAGCCCGACCCUACCACAUCCAGAAGUGGGCCAUUCUUGAGCGCGACUUCUCCAUUUCAGGUGGAGAGUUUGGUCCCACAAUGAAACUGAAGCGGCUCACAGUUUUGGAGAAGUACAAAGAUAUCAUUGACUCUUUUUAUUAAAAGGAGAAAAUGGAACCAGGGGCCAUGCUUCAAGUUUCUUCAGGACAGACGGCAGGCCUUCCGAGCAUCUUCCUGAGCCCUGGUCUCUUCAGUCUGGGCAUGGGCACUCUUCUGGGCAAGUCUGUUAGGUCUCCAGGCAAGGAUAUGGCACCAGCACCUCAUAUGCCAAUCUUACCCCAACAAUAGCUGACAGUUCUGAGAAGCUCCACAUGUGGGUAGUUUUAGUUCUAUUUAAGUACUGCUUU
Otolemur garnettii (small-eared galago) is the source of this 2405-nucleotide messenger RNA. RefSeq names its product acyl-CoA synthetase bubblegum family member 1 (gene ACSBG1). Gene Ontology annotation, cellular component: endoplasmic reticulum; membrane. The transcript is spliced from 14 exons. Lineage: Eukaryota; Metazoa; Chordata; Mammalia; Primates; Galagidae. The coding region runs from base 1 to 2160 and encodes 719 amino acids. The record is from RefSeq and is a predicted model, not a curated record. Gene Ontology annotation, molecular function: long-chain fatty acid-CoA ligase activity.